AUGGCAAAAGAAUUAAUCUAUAUUUUUAGUUUUUUUUUUUUUAGAAAUUUUGCUUUGUUUCAGGACGACGAUGAAGCAGAUACUGUUAGUUGUUGUACAUUGAAAGUGGAAAAUGUAACACUAAAACCACCAAAUAUAUUGGAGUUUGAUUUCCUUGGUAAAGAUUCAAUCAAGUACUACAAGCAAUUUGAAGCGGACCCUCUUGUCUACAAAGCUGUUGAGCAGUUCAGAGAAGGGAAGCGGGAUGGUGAUGAUCUCUUUGACAAGUUGGACACCAGCAAGUUGAAUGCUCAUCUAAAAGAACUAAUGCCCGGGCUCACUGCGAAAGUAUUCCGUACAUUUAAUGCAUCUGUCACUUUGGAUAAUAUGCUUGCUGAAGGGGCUGGAAGUGGAGAGGUGCCGGAAAAAAUUGCCAUUUAUCAGCAUGCUAACAAAGAGGUAUGUGAUUUUGACUCUGGUUGUGGCUUGGUUUGUUGGGGGUUAGUCAGCUAG
Molecule: messenger RNA, 492 nt
Organism: Beta vulgaris subsp. vulgaris (sugar beet)
Lineage: Eukaryota; Viridiplantae; Streptophyta; Magnoliopsida; Caryophyllales; Amaranthaceae
Product: DNA topoisomerase 1-like
Exons: 5
Coding region: 1-492 (163 amino acids)
Biological process (GO): chromosome segregation; DNA topological change; DNA replication
Cellular component (GO): nucleolus; chromosome
Molecular function (GO): DNA topoisomerase type I (single strand cut, ATP-independent) activity; DNA binding
Source: RefSeq, a predicted model, not a curated record